AUGUCAUUGCCAAGGUUCAUCGUACUCAAAUCCCCCGAUGCCGAAACAUACCUUGGCUACAAGCACGACAACGGAAACUACAACGGGUACGCCGAGUUCACCGAACCAACGGUCGUGAGCGCAAAUGCAAAAUUCGAAGUGGAGAUUGCUAAAGAUGGGCUGGUGCACAUAAGGAGCUGUACCAACAACAAAUACUUGGAGCGAACUCGUAAUCCUUCCAUCACCGGAAACCCAAUGGAAGAGUAUUGGAUUACUAUAACCGCCAAGAAACCGGAAGAAGACCAGUCCAAGAAGUCGUGCACAUUGUUCAAGCCUAUCUUGGAAGACUCCGUAUACAAAAAUUAUCGAUUUGUCCAUGUUCAAUCUGGUUGCUAUUUAUGCUUAUGGCCGUUGGCUACAUCGGAACUCAGUCGUGGCGUGUUGGCAAACAACAGUCAUGUUGCAGCUAAUCAGUAUGAUAUCUUCGAAGUUAUUGAUUGGGAGUGA
This is a messenger RNA of Gossypium arboreum, 486 nucleotides long. RefSeq lists its product as uncharacterized. Lineage: Eukaryota; Viridiplantae; Streptophyta; Magnoliopsida; Malvales; Malvaceae. The record is from RefSeq and is a predicted model, not a curated record. The transcript has a single exon. Bases 1 to 486 code for a protein of 161 amino acids.